UGACAAGCGAAAGCGGAAGUUGUUUUCCCACGCGUCCGCCUCGAUGUCAAGCGAUGUAGCAACUGCAGGUGGUGAAGCGAGACGCUCUUUAUUUCAACAGUUUUCGAGUCCGAGUCUUAUUAGAUACUUGGCGCGUGCGUGUGGGAACGAGAGCAUGACGACGCCAUGGAGACGCUGCUGGGCGCAGUAGUUUUCUCCUCGCCGUAGAGUUGCGUCACCGGUGACACAUCGAGAUCCUUGGUGACAAAACAGCCUUAAAACACCGAGGAGGUGAUGUAGAAUCGCUAGGAGCAUAAAUGCGCUUUAAUUGAUCACAGAGUACGUCAUAUUUCAAGUGGAUCGAAGGAAUGCUCGACGCGGCCAUGAGGACCAGGGUGGUGGGUUUAGCUAUCGGGGCGACGGCGGGUUUGGGUUUGCUCGCCUUCAUCAUCUACCGGGAGGUGAAGAGGAGGAGACGCCAGAGACCGAUGCUGGACACUCGGACACACACCCGGCUGUGUGACGCUGCGGACGGAGCUGCCUUGCUGCAGGACACGCUGGACGCUCAGGAAGCAGAGGCCCAGCAGCAGGCUCUGGCAGCUGUGGAGGCGGUGGUCCAGGGUCUUUCUCCAGAGCAACAAAUAGGGAUCAGAAACCAACUGGACCAGGUUCUGAACUGUGUGUCCACGCUGAGGUCGGAGGUGGCAGAGCUGAGGGGCGGCCUGCAGGACAUCGCUGCUCAGAUCAUUCAGGAUGUCAAAAAGGGUGUGGAGGACAGCCAGAAAGGCCGGCGGCGACGGCACGUCAUUCACAGAGAGCGCGCCGACUCUACAGGCUCCAGCUCCAUCUACUUCACCGCCAGCCAGGGAGUCGCCAGCACAUUCGAAGAGACCAGUGAAGGAGGGUACUCGACGGCGUACGCGGAGUCGGACUACACCGACAGAGACACUGACAGAGAGGAGGGGGAGAGAGAGGCGGAGCAGGACUCCGAGGAGGAAGAUCAGAGCUGUGCCACGGUCCUCACCCUACGCCAGGAGGACUCUCAAGAUGAAGAGGAGGGUCCAGAGGAGCAUGAGGAGAAGUCACUUCAGGUCCUUAUGGAGGCGCCCAGCGUGGAGCUGGCUCUGCUGCUGGCCCAGAGUGACAUCCUGCACACAGGGGACGCCAGCCUAAAGGCAGAGGGCUACAGGCUGCUGAUGGAUAACAAAGCCGAGUACGGGGACAGCCGUGAGUUUCUAUGGCGAAUGGCUCGUGCCUACUGCGACAUGUAUGACUCCGCUCAGACAAAGCAAGAGAGGAGGUCCUACGCACAGCAGGGUCUGGAGGAGGCGGAGCUGGCGCUGAAGAAGAGCGACCUGAACGCAGAGUGUCACAAAUGGUGCGCCAUGGCCAGCGCUCUCAGCUCCCAGCACGAGAGCAUGCACGGCAAGAUGAAGAGCGGCCACAUUCUCAAGGAGCACCUGGAUCGAGCCCUGGCCCUCAAAGAGGACGACCCCAUGUGCUUCUUCCUGCUGGGCAGGUGGUGCUACCAGGUGGCAACUCUGGACUGGCUGGAGAAGAAAGCCGCUGCAGCUCUGUACCCGUGCCCCCCCUCUGCGACCCUGCGCGACGCUCUUGAUAACUUCCUGAAGGCUGAAGAACUGAGUCCUGGGUUCUUGAAGACGGUGAGACUUUACAUCGCCAAGUGCCACAAAGAGCUGGGAAACCUGAAUGAGGCUGCGCUCUGGAUCAAACAAGCUGGGAAUAUGCCUGCUAAUAGUCAUGAUGAAGAAAACGCUCUCCUGGAGGCAGAGCUUGGGAUCAAAGAUGAGUAAAACCAGGAAGGUCUGCGGAUUGGCCGCGCCAUCUGCCAGUCAAGUUCAACAGUCACUGUGAACUUUAUAAAUGUUUUCUUUAAAGUAUUUUCUAUUUAUUGGUUUGUGGUUGAACGUGAAUAAAGAACAUUUCAAACUCGGAAAGGUGAACAGUUGCCUCGUGGUGUCAUGAAUGGAGUCCAGAUGAUGUAGUUUAAACAUGUAAAUACUCGCUAAUGUUAGUGUGAAAAAGCAGAACUGCUGCCGCGCUUCAGGGUUAUGUAUUUAUUUGAUCUUAAUAUUCAGUUCACACUUGAACUGUUGUACCGUCACUGUGUGAAACUGCCUUCUGAUCAGUUCUAACUCAAAUAUUUUCAUUUGACCGAUUAUUCUAAUGUGUUGCUAUUUAUGUGGAGAGUGGAAUAAAGUGCUAUGAUUC
Synchiropus splendidus (mandarinfish) is the source of this 2211-nucleotide messenger RNA. RefSeq names its product regulator of microtubule dynamics protein 3-like. Gene Ontology annotation, cellular component: mitotic spindle pole; spindle microtubule; cytoplasm. Bases 348 to 1793 code for a protein of 481 amino acids. The transcript is spliced from 12 exons. The record is from RefSeq and is a predicted model, not a curated record. Lineage: Eukaryota; Metazoa; Chordata; Actinopteri; Syngnathiformes; Callionymidae. Gene Ontology annotation, molecular function: microtubule binding.